Molecule: messenger RNA, 3261 nt
Organism: Nylanderia fulva
Lineage: Eukaryota; Metazoa; Arthropoda; Insecta; Hymenoptera; Formicidae
Biological process (GO): blood coagulation; fibrinolysis; platelet aggregation
Cellular component (GO): fibrinogen complex
Molecular function (GO): protein-macromolecule adaptor activity; extracellular matrix structural constituent
Source: RefSeq, a predicted model, not a curated record
CUGUCCAAGUCUGUCUUGUACAGUUCAACUGCGAAACUGCGUGCCGCGUAUACCCGUCUCUCGGUUCGAUUCGCGAUCGACGUGCCAUGCCGUAACGUGUGUGUUUCUGUUCGUUCGAUCGUGGGAUAUAUGCGCGCAUCUGUGUGUAUAUAUAUGACUUUGAUUGAGAGCGAUUUGGCAAACCGCAGAAUCUACGCAGAAUCUAAUUUAAAGAUAAAAAGAGCGACAAAUUUUUGUUUAUCAUUUUGGCCUCCGUAUAUAUAUUUUAUAUUUAUUUACCUGUAAAUCGUAUUCAUUCAUCACGUACAACACAUAUUUCACGAUCGCGCGUCGCAGUUCUCGACAUUUUCUUUACACUUAUACCUAUCCGUUUUACUUUCAUUUACGAGCAAUUUGAACAAAAAAUUGUUUGUCAAUUGUAUUUCUCACUUUGCUCACAUUUUUCAAGGAUUCGAUCAACAAUAUUAGCAACAAUGAAACUCUAGGAAAGAGAAAGAGGAAAUCAAAACAGAGAAAAGAAAAAUGGAAGACGAUAACAGGCAGUAACGCGCAACAAAGUGAAAGAUAUGUACAACAUUUUAUACGGAGGCUCGAUUAUCAUUCCAAUUGAAUAGUAAAGAAAAAAAGAAAAUUGGUUUCCCAAGUCUAUACGGCAAAGUAAAGCUCUUUCAAGCAAAUGGGACACGUUUCUUUUCGCGUACAAAUGUUCCGGAGUGUGUUGUUUGGUAUAUAUGUUUUUUUUCUACAACUCGACGUCUCUUCAAACUAUAUUACAGUUUUCUGUCUUUGAAAAAAGAGUGAAAAUGCGCGCGAGUAACAUUCCGUUUCGCGAGGGUAUAAAAGUGGAACUUGAUUAAUCUCCGGAUAAAUUUCUUUUCAUCGAAACUUACAGUCCGCAAGACUUUGUAAUUAUGAGACAAACGGUGUUCGUUAUCGUGUGCUUUUUGGGCUUUGUCUUAGCGGGAAGUCCUAGAUUACCACGAACAUCCGCUGAUCAGCGCAGCACACGUAGUGCGAGCCAUAAUAACACCGGCGCUACGCUACAGUCGUCUUCUCGCAAUUUUCAACGAAAUAGAGAACAAUACCUUUUCAAUGUCUUCGAAGUAAUAGUAUCAACUUUGGAGUCAAAAUUGCAGCGAAUCGAGAAUUUGGACAAGGCGGUGGAACAUUUAAUGAGAAGAGUAGAGGCUUUAGAUUCACGCGUAAACGAUAAUAUUGAUAAAACAGACGCGGUAAUUACUAAACUCAGAACAUUAGAUUUGAAACUUUUUAGUGCAUAUCCUAUCAUGUCAUCGGAAACUAUUCACGCAGCGAGAAUUACGGAAAAUAAGGACGGAAGACAUACCGAAGACACUCCAUCGAUACGUGUAAUUCAUGACGAUCGAAACGAUCGGACUCCUGAAACGCUUGGCGAAAAAUUGGUUUCCUUGGAUCAGAAAGUUUCCGAUAUCGAUCAUAAGCUUGUUAAUCUGAAGAAUCAGCUCGACAACAAUUUUUUACAAAGUGAUGAUAUAAAUGCUGAAGCGAGUGAGAAGAAACCUGUCAGUAUGAGUGUCAUCGAAAUCACUAAAGCUAUGAGUAACGAAGUGAUAAAUCAUAUGACGAUUGAAAUUGAGAAUCUUAGGCAAGCGACAGGUAGUAUGGAUCGAAAGCUUCAAUUUCACAUGAAUUUGGUAUCGGAUAAUCUCGGAGCGUUAUAUAAUAUGGUUAGCGAUGUGCACGAAGCUAUUGUCGAGAAAAAUUAUGAAAAUAAUCAACGACAAAAUCAUCUUAAUUUAACAACGACUGAAGCCCCUCCAACGAAGCAAAGUAAAAUCGAUCGUCUUGUCGAGCAAAUGUAUCCAAUGCUUACUGUUUCUGAAAAAAUGGAUCAAGUUUGGAAUGUAGUGAUGGGGACCAAGAGCUCGGUGGAUGAUUUGUUGCCGAAAUCCGACAAAUUACUUACUCAGACGCAAAGGCAGGAGAGGGCAAUUAGCGAAAUUCAUGCCGAUUUAAGAUCAAAAACAAAUAAGAUUAUUGAGAACCUGGAGGGUGUCGAGAGCCGUUUGAGGAAGCAAGAGGACGAUGUGGCCACUUUGGCGCAACGUCCGAUUCCGGCUGAAUUGCUAUUAGAUCCAACAAUAGAUCGACUCGUUGAAUAUGAUCCAAGCAGAUAUGUAACCGAAGAUUUUGCAACGGAGAUGCCCUUAACAUCUAUGCUGCCUACCGCUGCACCACCUUUGUCAACUACAACAUCGAUAUCGUCUGUUGCUUCACCCUCGAACAAUCCUACUAAUUCUACGACACCUAUGACAGCAACAUCUCUGAAUAUUACUGCUAAACCAAAUAAUAGGAAUCGGGGAGUUAUAUUUCCGAGCGUAAAGAAUAAGCCGAGCUUAACAAAUUCUACUUUUACAAACGAAGUAUUAAUCAACUAUAAAGAUGUCAAGGGUUAUUCGUGUGUGGAUUUAUUAAACGGAGGAAUGAGAGACAGCGGGGUCUACUAUUUGCAAAUACGCGGUACGACAUAUUGGUUCCUCAAGGUAUACUGCGAACAAGAAAUUGCUGAUGGUGGUUGGACAGUUAUUCAAAGGAGGGAUGAUUUUGGAGAGCCAAGAGAGAAUUUUAAUAGAGAUUGGGGAGACUAUAAAAAUGGGUUUGGAGAUCCUGCUAAGGAAUUUUGGCUGGGCAAUGAAAAUAUAUACAUGUUAACAAAUAAUGAAGAUUAUAUACUUAGAGUUGAACUUGAAGACUUCGAAGGUAACAAAAGGUAUGCUCAAUAUUCGCAUUUUAAGAUUUAUUCAGAGGGAGAAUAUUAUAAAUUAGAGAUCGAUGGAUAUGAAGGAAAUGCUGGAGAUUCGCUAAAUGAUCCUUGGUAUGGCUCAAACAAUAGCCCAUUUUCUACAUACAAUAGGGAUAACGAUAGAUCAUCUUUGAAUUGCGCUUCGAUGCUUAAAGGUGGUUGGUGGUGGAAAUCUUGUGGACGUGGUUUGAAUGGUCUUUAUUUAAAUGAUCCACAAGAUCUUACUGCACGACAAGGUAUUGUAUGGUUCCGCUGGAGAGGUUGGGAUUAUACUUUAAAACGUGCAUUAAUGAUGAUUAAACCAAAAGGUCCAACAACAACGACAACAACAAUAAUGAUAUAAACAUAAAAACGUGCGUGUGUAAGCUUUAAAACGUUAACUUGAUCGAAAUUUCUUGCGAUUGUUAAAUAUACAAUCUUGCACAUAUAUCGUAUUUAAAUUAUGUAUUGCAAAUAUACACAGACAAUUAUUAUAUAUA